Molecule: messenger RNA, 426 nt
Organism: Gastrolobium bilobum
Lineage: Eukaryota; Viridiplantae; Streptophyta; Magnoliopsida; Fabales; Fabaceae
Exons: 1
Coding region: 1-426 (141 amino acids)
Source: RefSeq, a predicted model, not a curated record
AUGGGUAGGGAAAGCCAUGAUGACCCCACUGUGGUUCACUCUUCCAUUGCUCUUCUACAAGAGAGGUUUAGACAGUUGCAGAGAGUAAAACAAAUGAGAGAAGAGAGAGAGCUCAAGAAGAUGCUCACUGAACCUAAACAAUUCAAUUCCAUUACCACAACGAGUUAUUAUGAGCCAACAAAGAUGUUUUCUCAUCCUGAAUUUAACACCCCGUCAUCAAGGUCACCACCCCAUGUUUCUCUUUCUCUUUGGCCAACAUCGCAGGACAUGCAAGAAGACUACACAAGAGUGCAGACCCCUGCCUCAAUGAAUUUAUUACGCCCCACAGAUUAUACACAUGCACAGUCCUUGCAGGUUUCAUGGAAGAAUGUCUAUGAUUGUGAAGCUGGCUCUGAUUCUGGUGUUGACACUUCUCUUCACCUGUAA